Molecule: messenger RNA, 1191 nt
Organism: Yamadazyma jaroonii
Lineage: Eukaryota; Fungi; Ascomycota; Pichiomycetes; Serinales; Debaryomycetaceae
Source: the annotation of a GenBank genome assembly
AUGUCUACUCAAGAGAAGAGACCAAAUAGGAACGUCAGAAAGCCUAGGAAUAAACCUAAGGGGCCCUCUGACAAAGAUCAACCAGAUAUGAAGAAGAAGAAUACCAAGAAGAAAGAAGUUAAAGAAAAAGAUUACACCAAGGAUUAUAAAUAUCAACAAAUCAAGAAACUUGUGAAGAAACUUCCUCCUAUUACUAUAAAUGGACUUUCCAUCACUAACUUAUGUAAACAGUUAGAGGAAGGAAAUAAACUCAAAGCCAUAGAUCAAUAUGUUUUAACAUUCAUAAAGAAUCAACCAGAAAAUUCUAUUUAUUUAUCAUUCAUCAUAACUCCAUCAGAUCCUGAAUUUCCUUUUGAUCUAGACAUGUUGAAAUUGAAUUUGUGUAUUCCUGGUGGAUAUCCAUAUAAAAAGGAUGCCAAACCUUCUAUUUAUGUUUUGAAUGAAGAAAUCCCUAGAGGUUAUGCUGUCAAUAUCGAAAUAGGGUAUAGAAAGAUUGUUGAAAUAGCUCUUAACAAUGAACAAGAUGAAGAUAUUGAAUUAGUAGACGGUAAGGGAUUGUUAUCUCAAUUAAAGACUUUAGAUAAAUAUCUUGAAAUGUUCUUGAUGCAAGAAAAGAGGAAAACCAUCAAAUUUGUUAAAGGAAAGAAACCAAUAAGUCAAGCACCUUCACCCUCACCUUCACCCUCACCUUCACCAGUACCCGAGACUAGACUUUCUCCUCCCAAAACAUCUCCUCAACCUUCAUCCACACCUACACAAUCAAGAACAAUUGAAAACCCUCAAAGGAAACAAUUCAUCAAUCAACUCAGUUCUAAAUUGAAAAAUGAUGUUAAAUUAUUCAAUAAGAGUAGAAACUACGAGAGAUUCAAGAUCCAAUUACCCAUUAAUACCAAAUAUGAUUUACCAGAAAUAUGGUUAAAUUAUGGUAGUAUUGAGAUCUUACUCACAAUCCCCAGAGAAUAUCCUCAAUUACCAAUGAAUAUUGAAAUCUUCAAUAAGUUUCUGGAAAAAAUGAACAGACUUGGUGACUUCCGAUCAUAUGAGACUAAUUUAGUAGAAAACUUCAACCAAUUUGCAUUCAAAGACACCAACAUCGUGUCUACAUUAAAUUAUUUAUCUAAUAAUUUAUCAAUAUUCUGUCUUGAUAGAGAAGAUUUCAUCAAUUAUAACAAAUUAUGUAGUUCAAUAUAA